Carassius carassius (crucian carp) is the source of this 1382-nucleotide messenger RNA. RefSeq names its product G2/M phase-specific E3 ubiquitin-protein ligase-like. Gene Ontology annotation, molecular function: ubiquitin-protein transferase activity. The transcript has 5 exons. The coding region runs from base 38 to 1180 and encodes 380 amino acids. The record is from RefSeq and is a predicted model, not a curated record. NCBI's taxonomy places the organism in Eukaryota, Metazoa, Chordata, Actinopteri, Cypriniformes, Cyprinidae.
UAAAUUUUAAUUUAAUUUAUCUCUUCAACAGGAGGACAUGGACUUUAUCUCUUUGCUCAGAGAGUUUCAGCACAUGCAUCUCAGUGGCAGUGAGAAUGUGUCAGUUUUGGUUUCUCGUAACAAGGUGCUGCAGAGUGCUAAAGAUUCUGUUUCCAACUCUAAUUUCCCUUGGACCAAAAUCCCUCUCGUGACAUUUGAUGGUGAGGGAGCUCUUGACUGUGGAGGUCCACGGAGAGAGUUUUUCAGAAUCCUGAUGAUGGAGGUGCAGAGCUCGCUGGGCAUCUUUGAGGGGCAGCCUGGACACCUGUUCUUCACCUAUGACCAGAUGGCGCUGGAGGAUCACAAGUAUGAGUUGGCGGGGAAGCUGAUUGCGUGGUCUGUGGCUCAUGGCGGGCCAGGACUCAGAUCCCUUGACCCCUGCCUGUACCAGCUGAUGUGCACCCAGGAAUGUCAACUGGUGGACUUUGACUGGCACCUAAUACCAGAUGCUGACAUUCAGGACAAACUGCAAAAGAUUACAUCAUGCAAAACAACAGCAGAUCUCCAGAGGCUGCAGACAGAGCUGGGCGACUGGAUCUGUGAUUGUGGUUUCCUUGGAAUAUACAGACAUGGAAUUUCCAUCCGAGAUGUUCCGAAGAUUUACUCCUUUGCAGUUCGACACUACAUUUAUCUAAGAACAUCAAAUAUGAUUCAUCAGUUCACACAGGGACUGAAUGCUUAUGGACAGUUCUGGGAUAUGGUAAGAACUCAUUGGGUUGAGUUUCUACCCAUCUUUACCAACAUGCAUGAGCCCCUUUCCAGACGCACGUUUAGCGACUUAUUCCAAAUCCACUGGAGUAAAUCAGGGACCAAGAAGAGGGAGGCUGAGGAAGAGACUAUACACUACUGGGAACUGAUGCUUCAGGUGAUUGAAGAUAAAAAACCAAAAGCUCCGGAAAAUAACUUGCAUUUUGAGGAAAUUUUGGCUUUCAUAACCGGAGCAGAUGAAGUCCCACCACUUGGGUUCUCCCAUAAGCCCAGCAUUCACUUCUACCAGCCAGAGCAGCGAGGAUGCCGUCUACCAUAUGCCAACACGUGCAUGAUGGGAUUGUUCCUGCCCAGGGUCGUAAAAGAUGAAGUGGAACUUUACAGGAUGCUCCUGAGAGCAAUCAGAGACUCAGCUGUUUUUGGGAGAACAUAAACCUAUAUCUAAUUCUCCAUUAUAAUGGACAUGGUCACAUCCAUAAUAUAUAGUUACAUAUGUUUGUAAGCUUUAUUUAAUAAUUUAUUAUAAUAUUUCAUUACAUAAGAAACACUUACUUUCAGUUAUUUGUAUAUUCUGUAUAUUUUGACAUAAAGAUGCUAGAUAGAAUUUUUUUUUAGUUGAAAAAAAAACAUGUUUU